Rhopalosiphum maidis (corn leaf aphid) is the source of this 822-nucleotide messenger RNA. RefSeq lists its product as uncharacterized. Lineage: Eukaryota; Metazoa; Arthropoda; Insecta; Hemiptera; Aphididae. The record is from RefSeq and is a predicted model, not a curated record. The transcript is spliced from 2 exons. The coding region runs from base 1 to 822 and encodes 273 amino acids.
AUGCUUACGUACAUUUUAUUGAUCGGGUUUAUAGCAAUAUUCAUUUUGAUAAUAAUUUGGUUUAUGAUAAUAGAAGAUUAUACUGAUGGACUGUCUGCAAAACAGCAAUCAGCACCAGUGAAGUUUGAACGGUUGUCUACCUUGCAUAAAUUAAAUUGUUUAAUCAAUAAGUUAGAAGAGCUUGAACUGCAAAAUCUCAGCCCAUGUAAAACAAAACUGGAAACAGUAGUUGACCGUCUCAAAAGUGUAAAUAGAUUUCAGAUAAAAUCAGAACUUCUAUACAAAGACGAAUUGAUGCAAUACGAGAGAGCCAUUGAUUGGAUUAAGUCACCAGCCGAGUUUCGAAACAGGUGUGGACCUCCCAAUAUCUUCCCUGCAUACUCUCCCCUUACAAAUAAUGACAUGAAACAAUUGGCAAAGUUAACUUUGCCAUCAGUUGACUUUACCAGAGUGCCAGUCGGGCCAUUACGGUGGUCAGUUGCAAGCGGUGAAACAUCACUUCCGGUUGUAGAACAAUGGUUAACAAAUGUCUUUUGGUUAAUGAUAAAAACCCUGGAAGAAAUAUUAAACUUGAAAGACAAGGUAUAUUCUUGGAACUACACAGACCACUUCGCUGAAUACGGCGGAUUAAUUAAAUUUCUGCGCCAUGCCAUUGUCGUUAGCGCUGAAGAAGAUAUGGACGGGAAAAAAACUAUAUUUAUAUUGGAUUUUAUGGUACCGCCUAAUGUAAUCCUGGAUCGUAUUCCCGAAGUUAAUGCCACAGGACUUCCGAUGAAACCAUUGAGGGGACUUUGCUGCAUCCCAGUCAAGUACACUGAGUAG